AUAGGCAAACACAGGAAGCUCAAAGUCCUUGGCAUUUCGUCCGGGGGCGGGGCUUAGGAUAAAAGUGGGUUGCUGUGGUUGCGAAAGAAUUUUAAGUCCCGCCCCCGGACGAAAUGCCGAGCUUUCAGCAAGUCCCCGACUCACUGACGCACUGACGCAGAGAGCAGAGUUUUAACGAACAAAGAAACCUUCAGAAGCCGUGACAGCUCUUCGUCCGGACUCCAGAUGCCAUGGCCGAGCAGAACAUUGAAGCAAAACUCAAGAUCCUCCUAAAGCAGCAGAAGAUCCAACUGUGGAACCCCCCGUACACCCUGGACAACCGACCCAGCCCCGAGCACAUGCAGGAGCUGUCUGAGCAGUAUGCCCCCCUGCUGGGCAUCUCUGCAUUGGAGGUAGGGGGCGCUCUGGAGUCGAUUCGCGCACAGGCCGUGAACAGGGGCAAAGGAAACCAGAUGUUCAGAGAAACCAGUGUGGCAACGCUAGAGCUGCUGCUCCCCCGAGAUGCCAGCAAGGAUCCAAAGACGAAAACCUUCUUUCAGACCAAACUGGACGUGUCAGCGCAGGAGCUUGUGGACAGAAUCAGAGAAGAUUAUGGACUCAAAUCCAUCAAACUUAUCCUCAAUGGGAGAACUCUUAAUGUGGAUCAACGUUUGGACGAGCAGGGCGUGAGGAACCACAGUAAGAUGAUGGUUCUUCGAGUGAGCGAUGCUGAGGAACUCCAGAAACAACAGAAUCAGAACCAGAGUCUGCAGAGAACUCACAAAGGCUUCCAGAUCCUGUCCGAGAGAGAGGAGGACCUGGACUCAAAGCCUUUCCUGGAAAUCGCAGACCAAAAAGGAAACCCUCUGAACAUCCCUCACCAGGAGAAAAAGGCUCUUAUUUUGGCGAUGGGCUUCCAUGAAAAGGGGCGGUCCCUGAUGAAGAGGAAGCAGUUUGACAUCGCGUUGUGCCACCUGCUACAGGCCGACCAACAAUUCAGUAAGUGUGGGUCGGCGCUGCUCAGCUCUGUGGAUAAUUUUGCAGUUCUGCAGUUGGACAUCGUGUGGUGCUACCGUGCCCUGGAGGCUCUGUCCUGUUUAGAGGACGCGAAAUCUAGACUGCAGCGCGCCGAGUCAAGUUUCCUCCAAGUGUACGGGGAGCAACAACAACGUCUGAGGAUGAUUAAGGGUAACACAGGUCGAGAGGAGGUUCUGUUCUUGCGUCUGUAUCUGCUUCAGAGUCUGUUAGCCUAUAUCGAAGGCAAUGACGCUCAGGCCAAACAACAGCUCUCAAAGGUGGAGGCUCUGUACAGACGUCUGAGUCCAGACACAGAGAAAAUGGAGCAGCUCAUGACUCUGGGCUUCACCGAGAGAGAAGCUCGACUGGGACUGAGAGCUUGUGAGGGAGAUGUCCAAGAAGCAGCACUACACAUCAGCAACCGGAGACAGGAGCGUGAGGAAAUGAAGGCAAGGGAGCGUCAGAAGCGGCGUACUCGUCUUGAAGCUGUUACAGUUUUAACCGGUUUCGGCUUUAACCGAAAAGAUGCAGCUCGAGCUCUGAACCAAACCAAAGGAAAUGUAGAUCAAGCCUACACUAUUCUCUUAAACUCAAGUCAAAUCACUGUGGCCACAAACAACAAUUCUCUGGAGGCAGUGAGUCCAGACAAAGUGGAACAGCUCCUGUAUCUGGGCUUUGAGAGGCAGCACUCUGAAACAGCGCUCAGACUCACUGAUGGAGACGUUCAGGCCGCUGCACAGCUCUUACUGGAGAACCAGGGGGAGCUCCCUCCGGAUCUCACCCAGGAAUCAAGCUCCUCAGGCCCCACGCAAGAGGAAGCUGCCCCCUCCGCCUCCACCAGCACCUCCAGCACCUCCACAGAGGAUGAUGAGGUGGUGAGCGAGGUGUUGGAGGACAUCUCUCGACAUGAGGAAGAUUAUCUGGACCUGACUCUGGAGGAGGAGAGUGAGCUCAUCGCAACGCUGCAGUCCCACCUCAGCCGCCCCACGCAACUGCUUUAGAUGCCACCCACUGCUUAUGAAGGGCACUGCACCGUGACACAUUUUGAAGGAGGCCUAUUCUGCAAAAUGGGAUUUUCAUAGCUUUUAACCAUGUUAUAGUUGUUUCCCCUCACCAUUUACCCUCUCCAAGUUGUGUUUGGAGUGAUUCGUGUAUGUUUGAGCAAUCAUUAAUCACUUUUUUAAAGACCGUAUAGUUCCCAUCAACCCUCAUUUUCCCAUUGCUCUGUAAUUACUUCAUUUUCCAAUUAUAUUUUCUUAAUCUGUGAUACACAUAGGAUUUGGCAGCGUUUUGGUACAAAAAAAAAUCCAGUGCUAGCAACUAUCCAUAGGAGGGUCCGACAGCAUGCUGCGCUUUGUUGUGAUCACAAUUACGGUGAUGUCUGCGUUUUUUUUAUAUUGCAAUUUAAAACGUGCAAAUUAUAACAUUAUAUUAAUUUAUGUCAUUAAUCAAUUAAUAACUUUGAAAAAUAUUGAUUUAAAGAUACAAACAUGUACGAAUCAUUCCAAGCACAACUUUGGGUGAGUAAAUUGUGAGGGUAAACAACUAUAACAGGAUUAAAAGCUCUUGGCAGACUAGGUCUGAUUUAAAGGCACUGCACCAUGACAGAACAAGUUAGUUCAUUUUAAACUAACCAGCCCAGUUCUAACUGCAUUCUUUGGGGUUUGUAAAGUUCAUAAGAAAUGCUUUAUAAUUAGAAGUAAACAGGUCUGAGACACGAAACACAGACAAAAGAAAUGAUACCGGUGACAGCUCCAAACAGCUGUCAAACGCAAUAAUAAUGUAUGCAAACGACACUGCUCUGUGUUACUGUGGCACAGUGAUCAUGUCUCCUCUCGGUGAGGAGGUUGUGAGUUGGACUCCAGGACUCAGACUGGAAUGUGCAUGUCCUCCCUGUGCUACCGUGGCAGUGAGUGGUUAUCCUUUGUAUUGUGUAAGUGCCAUCUUUGAUUAUAUUACAUUUACAAAAAAUUCAUCUGUUUCAUUUCUCUAGUUUUAAAUUAUUCCAUAUACAGUCAUGUUUGUAUGUGGGUAAUGUGUCAGUUGUUCCUGUUUUGAAACGUUCUGUGUAGACCGUUUGAUGUAUUAAGUUUCUAAAAAAACAAAAAUAUUUUCUUUGUGAAGAAAUCAUCUUGUAAAUGAUAUUUUCUGACUUUGAGUCAAUAAAGACGUUGAGUUUUCAUG
Molecule: messenger RNA, 3180 nt
Organism: Periophthalmus magnuspinnatus
Lineage: Eukaryota; Metazoa; Chordata; Actinopteri; Gobiiformes; Gobiidae
Gene: nub1
Product: negative regulator of ubiquitin-like proteins 1
Exons: 15
Coding region: 231-1997 (588 amino acids)
Biological process (GO): regulation of ubiquitin-dependent protein catabolic process
Molecular function (GO): protein binding
Source: RefSeq, a predicted model, not a curated record